GCCUGAGGAAUCAAUACUUCGUAUGAUGGGAUUGUAACGCCCUUCUCCGCUUCGCUAUCAUGCAGAUUUGAUCAAGCUCUCAUUCAUCUCACAACUCGCCUCAGACGUCGUGUUCAAUUGACAUUUCGCGGUGCCACUUGUCGUCAUGGCUCACAUUCGACUCGCUUCACAAGCAUUCCAUCGUCCAGCGGAAUGGGCGCGACACGCUCGCACCAUUCUCGCUUGGCCCGGUAGCGAAACCGUUCACUACAAAGAAUUUCCUGGCGCGCUCGCCUCCGCGACAAGAGAAGUGUCCGCCAUUGCCGACGCUGUCGCGCGCUUCGAACCCGUCACCCUGGUCGUCGAGCGAGCCCGCCUGGAAGACGCGCGGAGCCGGUUUGCCCCAGGGACGACAAAACACAACGUUGGCCUACACCCCAUUGACGGAAAACAGCUCGACUUGUGGAUGCGCGACAUAGCGCCAACCUUCACUGCCAGAACGAGGCCCAAUGGGCCAGAUAGCCGCGCGAUAUGCGGCGUCGACUUCAACUUCAACGGCUGGGGGAACAAGUUUCGGACAGACACGUCUGUCGGCCUCGGGACAGAGACAUGCGUUGGUUUUGCGCGCACGCUGCUGCAAGACCUUAAGAUUCAGCGCAUCGAGUCGACGGUUGUCACAGAAGGCGGCGCCAUUGAGGUCGACGGCGAAGGAACCAUGAUCGCCACCGAGAGCUCCAUCAUCAACGACAAUCGUAAUCCCGGAAUGAGCCGAGAGGACAUCGAGGCAGAAUUCGCUCGCACGCUGGGAAUCGAUAGGCUCAUAUGGGUUCCGGGCGUCAAGGACGUGGAGGUGACGGACUGCCACAUCGAUGCCUUCAUCCGCUUCGUGCGCCCUGGAGUCGUUCUGUUGAGUAGACCAAGCGCGGAGGAGACUCGGAAUGCGGCUAGCGUCUGGGUGCGAGCAUACAAAGAAGCGGUCGACAUUAUUUCCAGAGAAAAGGAUGCCAAAGGACGUUCGCUCGAGGUCAUUGAGAUAUCAGAACCCGACAUCUCCGAGGCCGUUGCUGAUGAGGAGUAUUUGAGGGCAAUCGAGGCCAGCGAAUUACCUCCGCCGGCAUUCAACUACGCCAACUACCUCAUGGUCAAUGGAGGGCUAAUAUUCCCUCAGUUUGGCGACAAAAAUUCCGAUGCGACCGCUUUGGCGACGAUUCAGCGGUUGUUCGAGGGUGAGAGAGAGAUCGUGACAGUAUCCUUACAGGAGCUGCCACUGAUGGGUGGGGGGAUACACUGCGCGACACAGCAGAUUCCUUCAUCGCCAUGGGUCCCUUGAUGGCGGGUUGUCGUGGGGCUUCGACUGAGAAUAGUUGUAUUUGAUAGCAUGGCACCUCUCACUGGACGUAUUGGAGUCGUUUGGGCGUCUCGAUGGUCCCAACACCGCCUCCCUCACAUCUUCCAGUACUUCGGCCAUGCAUGCAAAUUGGUCACCUCAAUCAAUGCCGUUCGUAGUAGCCAAAAAGUCACCGGUUUCCAUCUCAUGACCAAUUGCUUGCCGCAUGG
Molecule: messenger RNA, 1536 nt
Organism: Purpureocillium takamizusanense
Lineage: Eukaryota; Fungi; Ascomycota; Sordariomycetes; Hypocreales; Ophiocordycipitaceae
Exons: 1
Coding region: 146-1309 (387 amino acids)
Biological process (GO): putrescine biosynthetic process
Molecular function (GO): agmatine deiminase activity; protein-arginine deiminase activity
Source: RefSeq, a predicted model, not a curated record